CCUCCAUGUCAAACAGAAGAACUCAAACUCAACUCAACUCGACUUAAAGGAAAACCCCAGACUUCAAAAUGAUGUCCCAGCAGAGCAUCCUGAGCAGCUUGUUUGAUGAUGACCCCUUCUUCAGCCCGGACAGACUGCUGUGGCCCCUGCGCACUGAGGCCCUCUCCUCCAUACAGCAGGACUUCUUCAACAGGAGGGCCAAACUAGCAGACAGCCUCUUCACGGAGCUCCACGAUGGGCCUCACAUGCCUCUGAUGUCCUCAGCUUUCCCAAGAGUGAGCAAUGGCGACCACCAUCAAGACAUGUCCUGCAUGGAUCCACACAAAGAGGUCCAGCCGGCCUCACAGAAGAACGGCGACCUCCUGGUGACCCUGGACGCUCGGGGAUACGCCCCCAGUGACAUCACAGUGAAGCUGGAGGGACGGAGCUUGGCGGUGGCGGCUCUGAAGCAGGCCGGUGCAGAGGAGGCCCAGUCCUGUUCAUCCUCGACAUCACAGGCUGCCUUCAAGUCCUCGGCCGCUGCCAGGAUGGGCUUCAUGCAGAGAAUCGAUCUGCCCCCUCACCUGGACCUGAGCGGGCUGUCCUGCUCCCUCAUGGACAAUGGGCAGCUGCGCAUCCAUGCCCCCGUCGCCAAACAGCCAAUCACAGACAACAAGGAGAAGGAAGAGGAGAAGGAGCAGGAAAAGGAGGAGGAGAAGAAAGAGGAAGAGGAGGAAGAGGUCCCAUUGCGGUUCAGAAGCUCACUAGAGUUCCCCAUCAGAAAAGACAAAACCGAGGACCAAACUAACUAAACUUCUGAUCUAAACUUAAGAUGCUUCCACAGACUGUCAGCAUUGCCAUGUUUACACGCACUCAGCUCUCUUAUUUAUUUUGUAUGUUUGUAAAUGUGUGAAAUAGUAUUGAUAAUAAAAUUUAAAAAAAUAA
This is a messenger RNA of Boleophthalmus pectinirostris (great blue-spotted mudskipper), 924 nucleotides long. RefSeq names its product heat shock protein, alpha-crystallin-related, 9 (gene hspb9). The record is from RefSeq and is a predicted model, not a curated record. The transcript has 2 exons. Gene Ontology annotation, molecular function: protein folding chaperone. NCBI's taxonomy places the organism in Eukaryota, Metazoa, Chordata, Actinopteri, Gobiiformes, Gobiidae. Bases 69 to 791 code for a protein of 240 amino acids. Gene Ontology annotation, biological process: response to heat; protein refolding.